Messenger RNA from Mycena citricolor, 315 nucleotides. The record is from the annotation of a GenBank genome assembly. Lineage: Eukaryota; Fungi; Basidiomycota; Agaricomycetes; Agaricales; Mycenaceae.
UAAGGCGAAGCCCAGAAGUACGUCCCUACAAUCCAACGCGCCACUCCAUACUAACCGCGCUGUCAAGCCCCCACUCCCCCUCCUCCUCCUCCUCCUCCCCCUGCGCUGGAGGCCUCCGAUGAAAGCAGCUCCUCGGAAGAAGACGAAAGCGAUUACGAUCGUGCCUUCCAGGCCAACAUGGCAAAGGCGAAAUCCCGCUCCCUUGGCCAGCAGAGGAAUGGAUCCCCCUCCCGAUUGCACCGCACUAGCCAGAACGCUGUAAACCCCCCGUCCCCAACAAAGCGUCAGCGUGCAAACACGGCUGGAAGCUCCCGC